AUGAGGGCCGAAAAGAAAGAGGAGCCUUCGGUAGCCAGAGAAAAUGAACUAAGUGCAUCAUCAUCUAUUGAAAAACUGGGACUAUGGACUUCUUUCAAAGACUCCUUCAAACCAGCCAUCAAAACCGAAACCUUAACACAUGAGAUUGCAGUGGAUGAAGAAGAACUAACGGAUGUACAGAGAGCGGCCUUGAAGGCUAGCAACUCUCAGUUGUCUCGUAGUUUGAAGUCUCGCCAUUUACAGAUGAUUGCAAUAGGUUCCUCUAUAGGUACAGGACUAUUUGUGGGAUCCGGAUCAGCAUUGAGAACUGGUGGAAGUGCCGGGUUGAUCAUUGCCUGGACGUUAAUCCUGACAGGAGUUUAUGCCACAAUCCAGGGCCUUGGAGAAUUAUCAGUUACUCUUCCAGUCAGUGGUGGAUUCAAUCUUUACGCUACCAGAUUCAUAGAACCUGCUGUUGGUUUUGCAGUGGGAUGGAACUAUUUCAUGCAGUUUUUUGUGCUCGUUCCUCUUGAGCUAGUGGCUGCAUCAUUAACUAUCAAAUACUGGAACUCCACUCUCAACCCCGAUAUAUUUGUGGCAAUAUUCUUCGUGGCUGUGGUAUUUGUAACUCUCUUAGGUGUGAAGGGCUAUGGUGAGGCCGAGUUUAUAUUUUCCAUGGUAAAGGUCAUUGCUAUUAUAGGUUUCAUCAUUCUAGGAAUAGUCUUGAUUUGCGGUGGAGGACCAUCUCAUGAGUUUAUUGGAGGAAAAAAUUGGAGGGAACCGGGCCCAUUUGCAAAUGGCUUCAAAGGAGUAUGUUCCGUCUUUGUCACCGCUGCCUUUUCAUUCGGUGGUACCGAAAUGGUUGGAUUAACGGCUGCAGAAACUCCAAACCCAAGAAAAACUUUACCAAAGGCUAUUAAGCAAGUUUUUUGGAGAAUAUGUUUGUUCUAUCUUGUGUCCUUAACCAUUGUUGCAUGUUUGGUAUCUUACGACGAUGACAGAUUGCUCGGAGAUUCUUCAGUAGAUGCCACGGCUUCUCCAUUUGUCAUUGCAGUAGUAAACGGUGGAAUCAAGGGAUUGCCCAGUGUUAUCAAUGUGGUGAUUUUGAUUGCAGUUAUUUCAGUGGGUAACUCUUCAGUUUAUGCUACUUCGAGAUCCCUCAAUUCGCUCGCAGAGCAAGGAAUGGCUCCCAAAUGGACAGGCUACAUUGACAGAGCCGGACGGCCUCUCGUAGCAAUUGCCAUCACCGAUACAUUUGCAUUAUUCGCUUUCAUCGCUGCAUCUGACAAACAAGAAGAAGCCUUCAACUGGCUCUUAGCUCUCUCUGGUAUCAGUUCGAUUGCAACUUGGAUUUCCAUCAACGUUUGUCACAUACGGUUCAGAAAUGCUCUCAGUUACCAAGGAAGAAGCACCGAUGAAUUGCCAUAUGUUUCACAGGCCGGAAGGUGGGGUUCCUACUACGGGUUGACUCUAAAUGUGUUGGUUUUGGUUGCUCAGUUCUGGAUAGCAUUAUUUCCAUUGGGAGGGAAGCCAAGCGCAUACGACUUCUUCUUGUCUUACUUGGGACUUCCAGUCAUUUUGGUGUCUUGGUUAUUCUACAAAGUUUGGAAGAGACAAUGGCGGUUGUACAUUCCAAUUGAGGAAUUAGAUAUCGACACCGGUCGUGUUCACAUUGAUGCCGAUUUGAUAAGACAAGAAAAGGAGGAAGAACGAGAACAGCUAUCAAAGAGAGCAUUCUAUUACCGGAUAUAUAAAUUCUGGUGCUAA
Meyerozyma guilliermondii ATCC 6260 is the source of this 1746-nucleotide messenger RNA. RefSeq names its product Gap1p (gene GAP1). The transcript has a single exon. Gene Ontology annotation, cellular component: membrane. The coding region runs from base 1 to 1746 and encodes 581 amino acids. The record is from RefSeq and is a predicted model, not a curated record. Gene Ontology annotation, biological process: amino acid transmembrane transport. Lineage: Eukaryota; Fungi; Ascomycota; Pichiomycetes; Serinales; Debaryomycetaceae. Gene Ontology annotation, molecular function: amino acid transmembrane transporter activity.